This is a messenger RNA of Entamoeba nuttalli P19, 2685 nucleotides long. RefSeq lists its product as hypothetical. The coding region runs from base 1 to 2685 and encodes 894 amino acids. Lineage: Eukaryota; Evosea; Mastigamoebida; Endamoebidae. Gene Ontology annotation, molecular function: protein binding. The record is from RefSeq and is a predicted model, not a curated record. The transcript has 2 exons.
AUGGAUAAAAAAGUGAAUUUUGAACGUGAAUUAGAACUUUUAUUUGUUGAUCAUAUAAGAGAAGAAAAACGAGACAAAGAAUUCAUUAAUAUAUCCUCUCAACUAAAAUUGUAUUGUGACCAAGAAUAUAUAAAACAAUUAAUUAUGCAAAGAGACCUUUUUAAGUUAGAUGAAUAUAUAACUCAAUUUACCUCACUUCAAAAUGAACAAGACCAAAUGGUUCUUAAAUUGAUUAGAGAAAUUAACUUUUUUAUUUCAUGUAAACAAGCAGACUUCAAAGCUGCUGUUCAAUCUAUGAAAAGAAUUCAGUUAUUACCUAGUUCCAUUGUAACAAAGCAAUAUCUCACUCGACUCUCUAAUUUGUUCUUUGAUGAUGACCUUAUAGCUAAAAAUGAAUUGAAUUAUGAUGGAUAUGAUAAUUAUAUAAUAACAAAUUUAUUUAAUUGUAUUAUGAAUGAAAUAGAAAAAGGCUCAACUAUCAAAGAAUACAUGAAGUUUCCAGAAAUUCAGAAAGGGACAUUAAAGAAGUUAGUAUCUAAUGGUGUUCGUUAUGACCAUAUUAAAAUAUGUCAAGGUAGCGUUGAUGAUAAAAUUGGAUUAGUUAGUUUAAUUAAGCCAGAGCAUAUGCAUCUUGAAAAAGUAUCAACUGUUAUAAGGAAGGGAAAUAAGUUUUCUGAUUGGAAAUUUAUUGAUAUUCAAUUAAAAUCAAAUGAAAUUUCUUGUUUAUAUGUUAAAGAUACAAGAGUAUAUAUUGGAUUUAAAACAGGAAACUUUACUUGUAUUGAUUUUGAAAGUGGAGAAGUCUUGUUUGAUAUUAAAGAAAAUAGUCCAGUAACACUAGUUUCUGUAUUAUCAACAUAUAUUGUUUAUUAUAAUGGAUCACAAGUAAAAGUUAUAUGUAUUGGAUAUUGUCUUUCAAUACUUGCAAUAAUUCCAGCAACUAAUGUCAAAUCUAUUUCAAUAAUUAAUGGAACAACUGAAGUUGCUGUUGUUGAUUCAAAAGGAGUUAAAGUAUAUCAAUUUGCUAAUAGAAAUGUUAUUUAUGAAAAUGAAGGAGCUAUUGGAGUAAUACCAAGUCAGGUACAAGGAGAAGUGGUUGUAGUAUAUCCAACAUUAUUACACAAAUUAAAGACUUGUUUAGGAAAACCAAAUAAAGUUACAAAAGAACAACAACUAAGUAUUUUAGUUGAUUGUGUUAUUGAUGAAAAUGUAAUGAUUUCUAAUGAUAAUAGAUAUAUUGUUAUACCAAAUGAGAAAAUAAGAAAAAUAUAUUCAAGAAAAAGUUCAGCACCAAUACUUGCAGGAAAUGAUACUAAUGUUUUUGUAUAUUCACAAGGAAAUAUUCAAGUUAUUGAAAUUGAAACACAACAAAUUAAGCAACAAAUUAGUUGUGAACAUAUUCAAAAAAUGUCUGCUGAUAAUUGUUUAGCUGUAUGUACAUUUGAUAAUUCUACACAAUUAAGAGUAUUUUAUAGAGAAUUUAAUGUUAUUCCAGUUAAUUGGAAUAGUGACAUAAUUAAAGAACCAGUUAAUAUUCAAUUUGAAGUUAUGUGUAAUGGACGAACUCCUUCUUCUAAUUGUAUAACUCAAGUUGCUCCUGUAACACCAAUUACUUACUCAAAACUUGAACCAAUUAAAAGAAAACCAGAUGAAGAUAUUCCUAUCAAAAAUAAAAUUAUUUUUACAGAACAAACUGUAAAACCUGCUAUUCCUUCAACUAUUUCAAAAUGUGAUAUAACUAAUUUUUGGAAAGUUAAAGGAAAUAUUAAAAUGUUCACUAUAAGUAAUGAAGGUAAACAUUUAAUGAUUCAAACAAUAAAAGACGUUUUCUAUUUAUUCAAAAAAGUUGAUGGUAAAACAUAUGUAUCAUCAUUUCCUAAAGAUAAAAAAGUACUAGACUUUUCUGGAGAGAAGCAAUUCCAUAAUGUUAGAGGAGUUGUUACUCGAACUGGGAGUUAUAUAGUUAUUUCAUUAGGAAGCUGUUGUGAGUUAUAUAAAUGUAGUUCUGCUUUGAGAGUUUCUCAAUUUGGUCAACAAAAUCAAGCCAAUGAUGGAUAUCUCACCUGUUUAGAAUUAUUUCCAUUUGAUUGUAAUAGUGUAUUAGUUGGAUCAUCUAAUGGAUUAGUAAAAGUCUAUCGAGCAAAUAGGCAGUUUGAACUUAUUUCACUUUCAACACGUUUAAAUGAACCUAUUCAUUCGUUUGUAUUUUUACCAAGUACUUCUGCUGAUGAAGACGUUCUAUUUUUUGUUAUAACCAAAACAGGCUUUAUGCAAUUAGUUCAAUACAAUAAGAAAACAAGUCCUCAUGACACAAUGAAAUGUUUAGAUGUUUCUCUUUCACUCAAAGUAACUGAAGUGAAAAGUGUAUUUAUUGGGAAUAAUGGGAAAUAUCUUUAUGUUGUUUCAAGAGAAAUGUUUCAUAAGAUUGAUAGAACAAAUAUGUCAUAUGAAAAAAUGGAUAUUCCAAAUAAUAUUAUUUCAGCAGCUAUUUCUGCUAAAUCAGAUAUGUUUUUCUUUGUAACUUCACAAGGAUUAUUAUUAAAAAUGAAUUCAAACAAAUGGGGAGUUUUAGAAAGUGUUAUUGUUCCUGAAGGUUACAACUUAGAAUUUACUUAUGUUAUUCCUUACGAAGAUUACUUUUUAGUCUCAACAAAUAAAGGAGAAAUAUUGAAAAUAAGGGUUUAA